Populus trichocarpa (black cottonwood) is the source of this 2436-nucleotide messenger RNA. RefSeq names its product PTI1-like tyrosine-protein kinase 1. The transcript has 6 exons. The record is from RefSeq and is a predicted model, not a curated record. Gene Ontology annotation, molecular function: protein kinase activity; ATP binding. Gene Ontology annotation, biological process: protein phosphorylation. Bases 319 to 2094 code for a protein of 591 amino acids. Lineage: Eukaryota; Viridiplantae; Streptophyta; Magnoliopsida; Malpighiales; Salicaceae.
GGGAAUCUUUGCCAUUGUGCAUGAUAGUCCAAUAAGAGAUUUCUCGUUAUUAGACAGAACUGGUGGCAUUCACUGUGGUAAAUGCAUAGGUACUUGAGUGAAUAGUGAAUGCUUAAAUCUAUCAGCAAGUUGCAAUUUACUUAUUAGAAAAACUUUAAAUCAAACUAUGAGAGCAGGUGUACCAUAGCUAAUAAAUACAUUGUUGGCAAUGGGGGAAGCUGUGGAAAGAAAUAAAGACCUGCAACUAACAAUCACAGCAACACUUUUUGGUUCUGGAAUGAGGUGGUGGCUGGAUAAUAAACACCGGUAUUGUUUGCGAUGGCGGGGAAGGCAAGCAGAGAGUGGAAAGUUUUUCCACUCGUGAAAUCGAAGGAAGAAAAGAAGAGGACAAUUAUUGUAGGCUUAAAGUCAGAUAACUAUAGCAGAGAAAUGCUCCUGCGUUUUCUCCAUAAAGUUGUCAAUCCAAGGGAUAAUGUGCUUGCUAUACAUGUUCAAGAACCAUCUGAUACUUUCGAUCCAAACACCUUCUAUAUCCAUGAAGAUAUCUGCAAGGCCAAGCAGGUCGAUUUCCUAGUUAAGGUUUGCAAUGGGGACUCCUACAUUUCAGAAUUAGGCUAUCAAGUACGCGUCAACUAUGCAACAAUCCUAGCAGUUGGACGCAGCCUUUCAGGGAUCAGACAAUCAGUCGUCAAUGAUUGCUUAAAAGAGUUGCCCCCAACUUGCAGCUUUCUGGUGAUGGAUAAGUCUGGAAAAAUCGCACUCCAGAGGCAAGGUACCUCUCAACAAGGCUCGAUUUAUGCACUCUUUCGACAUCCUCUAUCGUCUUCAUCAAAAAAAAGUUACUUUCAUCAACAGAGAGCUGCCUCCCAGUUACGAAAAUCAUUGACUGUGCCAUCUUCCUCAACAGCAUCAUCAAUACAGCAAACAGAUAUUACAGCUAGGAACAAUAUCAGGAAGGCAGUCCAGGUUCCAGACUUUUGGGCAGAAAAGGUGUCUCAUGGAUUGCUUAUCCUGGAAGCUAAGGGACUUGUCAAGCAUUUCAAAUUUCAAGAGCUCAAUUUAGCUACUAAUAAUUUCAGCCCUGAAAUGGUGAUUGGAGUAGGUGGGCACAGUAAAGUGUAUCGAGCCAACCUCGUGGAUGGUCAGGCUGUAGCUGUGAAAAUCCUGAAAGAAACACAUUUUCCAGCUGAGGAUCUUCUCCACGAAGUGCGGAUUCUAUCUGACGUAAAACAUGAGAACAUAAUCCAGAUAAUUGGGUACUGCUACAGUAAGGAGAUGCAUGCAAUUGUAUAUAAUCUACUAAUAGGUAGUUUAAAGCAAAAUUUGAGACAACUCAAGUGGAAUGAGCGGAUGGGAGUUGCCGUUGGUGUAGCACAGGCACUUGAAUACCUUCAUCAUUCUUUCAACCCUCCAAUAAUUCAUAGAGAUGUGAAGUCAUCUAACAUCCUCCUCUCUGGCACUUGCCAGCCUCAACUUUCAGAUUUUGGAGCAGCAAUGGUAAACCAACCAUCAAAACAAAAUUCAGCAAGCACAAAGCCAUUCAAAGUUGUUGGGACUUUUGGAUACUUGGCUCCAGAGUACAUGAUGUAUGGGAAAGUGGAUGAGAAGGUUGAUGUUUACUCAUAUGGGGUUGUACUCCUGGAACUUAUCACUGGGCAGGAGGCUAUUCAAACAAACGAGGCAAAUCAUGAAAGCUUAGUUCUAUGGGCAAGGUCUUUACUAAACUCUGGUCUAUGUGAACGUCUCAUUGAUCCCCACCUUAGUGGAGACUACAAGAGAGAAGAGAUGGAAAUCAUGAUUUCUGUAGCACGCCUUUGCCUUGUACACUCAUCUUCUAGGAGGCCAACGAUGAAAAUGGAGGCUAAAAUCCCUAACAAGGAUUGCAAUGUUGCUCUGUUUGAGCAGAUAUUGAGGCUAUUUCAGGAGCCAGAAUACUGGUUAAAUAUGCAGAGGGAGAGAGACAAGCUCCUCAACGCUAAGUCCGAAGAAGAAAAGUUCACCUGGAGAAUGGACGACUCCACCUCGACUGUCAAAAGUACUCUGCCCGUGGAUGAUUCAUACCAUGAAAUAUUGCCAUCUGAAGCACCGGAUUAGCUAGCAUCAAAUAUCUCAGUCACCGCGAAAUCAUUUCCAAGUUGGUUCUCCUAGUAAAGAGUGCUUCAGCUGAUAUCAAAGUUCUUAUCACAGAGAAAGCAUCCAAGCUGCUGUAAUAUAAAUAUAUGCUUUACAAACUCCUCACCAUAUUUAUCAGAUAUGUACUUCCACUCAAGGAAAAUGGAAAGACAACGUCAAUGAGCCCAAUCCUAGCAAGGCUUAUAAUUGAGCCCAUAUGUAUCUCAUACAGAAAUUUAAACCAAGAUCCAUACUCUCUGAGUGUAGGCCCAAUUUGGUUAAUAUCAGCCUAGUCUAGUAUAAUAAAGGUCCAGUUCAUCACUA